Besnoitia besnoiti is the source of this 651-nucleotide messenger RNA. RefSeq names its product superoxide dismutase SOD3. Gene Ontology annotation, molecular function: superoxide dismutase activity; metal ion binding. NCBI's taxonomy places the organism in Eukaryota, Apicomplexa, Conoidasida, Eucoccidiorida, Sarcocystidae. The transcript is spliced from 3 exons. The record is from RefSeq and is a predicted model, not a curated record. Gene Ontology annotation, biological process: superoxide metabolic process. Bases 1 to 651 code for a protein of 216 amino acids.
AUGAUGUCGCUCUUCGGUAGCGGCACUUUCGAGUUGCCUCCGUUGCCUUACGGCUACGAAGCGCUCGAACCGCACAUCAGCGCCAAGACGCUCCAGUUCCACCACGACAAGCACCACGCGACAUAUGUGCAGACGCUGAACAAGCUGAUCAAGGGCACCGAGUUCGAGAAAAAGAAACUCGAAGACAUCAUCCGAACCGCGGACGGGAGCAUUUUCAACAAUGCCGGCCAAGUGUGGAACCACACGUUCUACUGGAACUCGAUGAAGCCGAACGGAGGCGGUCAGCCCUCGGGGUUGGUGAAGGACGAGCUCGACAAGGCUUUCUCGUCCUUCUCCAACUUCAAGUCGCAGUUCAACGAAGUGGCCGCGAAGCACUUUGGUUCCGGCUGGGUCUGGCUUGUGUGGUGCAAUCAGAACAAGCGGCUGGAACUGCGCGAAACCCACGAUGCCGGCAAUCCGAUCACGGCCAAUAAGUGGCCUAUCCUCACGUGCGACGUGUGGGAACACGCGUACUACCUCGACACUCAAAACGACCGAAGCUCCUACAUGAAAGGCUGGUGGAACGUGGUGAACUGGGACUUCGCGAACAAGAAUCUCCAGGCAGCCAUGCGCGCCGAGCCUGUCGAGCAGGCAAUGAGUGGAGGAAACUGA